Molecule: messenger RNA, 906 nt
Organism: Acaulospora morrowiae
Lineage: Eukaryota; Fungi; Glomeromycota; Glomeromycetes; Diversisporales; Acaulosporaceae
Source: the annotation of a GenBank genome assembly
AUGGAUACAAUUUCUUCGAGACCGCAGACUGCUAGUACAACUGCCACCAAAACUCCUGUUGGUAAAUCCCCAGCAAAGGUAACAGCCAAGGCACCAAAAGGGAAGAAAACCAAAGGUGGAGUUAGAAAGAGAGAGGUGCACAAGGAGGCCUUCUCGAGUCAUCUAUAUAAAAUACUAAAAGAUGUUCAUCCUAACACAGAUAUUUCGAUUAGGACCAUGUCUAUACUCAAUUCGUUUAUCAAUGACAUCUUUGUCUAUAUCGCCAGCGAAACUUUUAAGCUUGCAGCGUAUAAGGAGGAUUCGACCAUUACUUCAAGAGAAGUUCAAACGGCCAUCCGCCUGUUAUUGCCAGAGAAAUUAGCAAAGCAUGCCAUUUCGGAGGGAGCAAAGGCUGUCACAAAAUACGCGAUCCCGGUUUUUGCAGGUGUUCUUUAUACUGAAAAGAUCACAAAUUGUAUUAAUGAAGUUCACUACAUAUCAGGAAUAGUGCAUCGACAUUUGCAAUUUGUCAGUCCUAUAAUUGAGACUCGAACCACUGCAAAGUUUGCCGCAAGAUCCAACGCAUUUCAAGGUUUCUUUGCACGUGGUUUAACCACUGCCGAGAAAGCUAGCAAUACCACCAAAGGUGCUUUCAGCAAAUUUGCCGAGCUUCGAAAACCAAUUGUUUACAACGCCAAGGUUCUAAAGGAGUUAGCAAAGGAAGUUUACAUCAAGGAGAAUCUUCGUCCUCCCAACCAAUCUCAAAUCUCGGAGGCCUGGGAAGCACUCAAAUCCCUUAAAUGGAGUUACAUUAAAAACGCUAGCGUUAAGGACAUUAAAAUAUUCGGAGUACGGUCCUUGGAAUGUUUGGGAUUUUUCGCUAUCGGAGAAGUGAUCGGAAGAAGAAGUUUAAUUGGUUAUAAUUAA